AUGUCGUCAUCUGUGUCUCUGCCAACGUCACUAACGUUUAGAGAGCUCCUGGCCACGUCUGUUACUGGUGCAGUGGUCUUCCCAGCUGUUCUGGGGCUCGGGCAGGUUGCAGUGUUCAAGCCUCUCCGUCUCACUCACAGCAGUCCGCUUGCCUCAGUGUGCGGCUGUGUAUCCGUCCUGGCAGCCGGUUGUGCGGCCUCGGCAGCUGCAGUCCAGGUCAUAUCUCUCUCACGUCGCUGGCAGAGCAUCUCAGACACUACACAGGCCCCUGCAAGCAGCGCUAAUAGCUCAGUAGAUUUCGGAGCUCAGGAACUGCUGGUGUCAACUGUCGCUAGUACAGUUCUGUUUCGAGCACUCGGCGGUCGGUUUUCCUCUGUUCUCCCAAGUCAUCUCCUGCGACCGGGAGCGUUUGCCAGGGAGUGGAUCCCCGUACGAGCGACGCAGGCCACAGAGAGACAACGAACCAUCGUUCGAGAGUUAGGUAGACGCCACGGAUGCCACUCUUGUGGUACACGCAGUGUCAAACAGUUCCAUGCUGAUCACCAACCGCCCACCAAGCUCCACAACAACGGGGGGAAAACUCCCGGGAAUAACGGAACAGGAUCGCAGAGACUGUACCCACAGUGUAACAAGUGUAGCAGUGUGCAGGGAGCCACUCUGGCACAUAGUGGAGCAGCAGCUAAGAGCAAGUGGAGUGUCAUACGAACUCACCCUCUGAGCCUGAGAAGCUACCACCUUUUUCUACCGGUACCUCUAGCCGUGGCGUACUUGAAGAGAUCCGGAGGUUUGGUUACGCAAUCCAACACCUCGCCUCUCAGUGCGUCUUCGAAGGCAGUUUCAGAGAGGGGAGAUGGGACAAAAGAAGCAGAGAGAGGGGGGAGGGAGAGAGAGGCAGAACAAAAGCGGACUGUGUCAAGAGAAGUCGCUCGACCUCAGACGGGACUCCAUGCCCUGUUUGGGGAUUCAAACCUCCCCAAUCUGAUCAGGGACUUCCCCCUGUUGAUUAUCUGGAACAGGCUAGUGUACUUCCUGGACUCGUUUCGAAAUGCUGGCGACGCCUUCCACAUUACACUUCUGGCCUUUUCUGUUGUAGCAGCACUCGGCACCAUCUGA
Messenger RNA from Geodia barretti, 1113 nucleotides. NCBI's taxonomy places the organism in Eukaryota, Metazoa, Porifera, Demospongiae, Tetractinellida, Geodiidae. The record is from the annotation of a GenBank genome assembly.